Phytomonas sp. EM1 is the source of this 1449-nucleotide messenger RNA. The record is from the annotation of a GenBank genome assembly. NCBI's taxonomy places the organism in Eukaryota, Euglenozoa, Kinetoplastea, Trypanosomatida, Trypanosomatidae.
UAUGAAUAAAAGCAAUCGUUAAUGAAGAAUAUGCAAAGUGCUUCAAGUAAAGCGAUUCAUUUUAAUUAGCUCGGCCGAGGAGAGGACCCAAUGGCUACAUCGCGCCAAAAGACAAUGGGGUAUCGAAAAACCAUUAGCAGUUCGCGUAAAGGGAAAGACCGAGAUUAUCUUAGGCACAACAAUUCCGAAAGAUGUAUCCUACAACCUAGUUGAAGGAAUCUGGGGCAUAGUCUGGAAUGAGGGCACACCCCCGCCUUCCCCCACUUUAAACCAACCAGUAGAGGCAUGAGAAGGGGAUAUUUCUAGAGUAGUUGCGCCUGUUACCAUAGAACAUACUGAUACUAACGAAUACGGAGGUCAAAAAGAGUGUAGGAACGAUACAGAUGUUUCGGCAUGCGACUCACUAUCGCCUCCACUUGAACAUAGCAAAUAUCAUGAGGAACAGGCUUGCAUUGACGUUUCUAAAAGCAUGGCAGAUGGAAUUCUAGUCAUAGAGGUUAUCAACGUAUUAGGAAAGGUGCAAUGUGUUUCGAUUGUGAAUGUGAGCUCUGCCUUUCUUAGUGAUUCAGCCUAGAGGUUCUCCAUAUUGCUUGUCCCAAAACGAGUUAAAAGUGUGGAUGAUAAUACCAUCUACGGUCUCUUAGAAUUUGAUGUAGUGAGUGCUUUAUCAAGCGAUGAAAAUAUGCGCAGAGCUGUUGGAAUUCGUCAAAGUGACCGCACUCCAACACCUGUGACUUAUUCUGUUCUUAAAUUUUCUGCUGACACUCUAUACUUUCCAGCAUGUUUCCUCACCGGUACAGGGACCUAUAUUGUCUCUAACGUUAUUAUUGUAGAAAACUGUGAGAACAAGAUGGUGUCAAUUGAAUUAGUGGUAACAGGAGACGGCAGCGUGAUGCGAAUCAGCCCCUCUCAAGUUAUACUCCAUGAAAAAGAUGAAAUGGGUUUCUUUGCUUGUACAUGGAAUGUAUUCAAGCCAUUCACUACUACAGGAAGGAAUCGUGAUGGCGGUACGAUUAGAGUUCGAGCUCUUAUUUCAGUAGAUGGUGAAAGCGUGCCACCAAUGGAGGUUCAUUUGCACAACGAGCCUCCAAGACCAUCAGAAACAAACCAAGGUUACUUACUUUGGGUCAACACUACGAUGAUCGCCAAUAUUUCUUAUAGUGAAUCGAAAAAAGCCAUGAUUGAAGCUAGACUUCCUGUUUAUUCUAUUCUAACAGGGAAAGAGCAGACUCAAUUUUCCAAGAAGAUGUGCCAUGAAAUUGGAAAAAAUAGUCAAUAAAGUGCAUGCAUGUGCAUAAAUAUAUCAACCAUUUCAACAGGGUUUUUGAGGGGAAAUGUGACAUAAGUGAUUUCAGUAGUAGCGGAAUUGCUGGUGCUUUGCUUCCAUUUUGCUAAUGAUAUUAUAACAACCCCUUCUUAUUACUGUCUUGAAUUCUAUCAAAUAGCAUA